Molecule: messenger RNA, 2068 nt
Organism: Myxocyprinus asiaticus (Chinese sucker)
Lineage: Eukaryota; Metazoa; Chordata; Actinopteri; Cypriniformes; Catostomidae
Gene: entpd6
Product: ectonucleoside triphosphate diphosphohydrolase 6
Exons: 14
Coding region: 206-1537 (443 amino acids)
Biological process (GO): nucleoside diphosphate catabolic process
Cellular component (GO): membrane; Golgi apparatus
Molecular function (GO): UDP phosphatase activity; GDP phosphatase activity
Source: RefSeq, a predicted model, not a curated record
CAUCAAAACGAGACAAGAAGAGUUUUAACAGCCUUUCGAAAGAGCUGUCGUGUCAAUCUCUGAUCAUGGAUGUUCAUCGAUUCAGAGAACUCGACUGUCAUCCGAAGGAAGACUAUGAUCUUGCAACAAACAGCUAGGUAGUGGAAAAAGCCGAGGAGUCUGUUGCAUUGGGUUUUACACUCCACAGAAUGUACCUCUGACUGCCAUGAUGAGGAUCCCAAAGUUAGCUUUCGUCUUUAUAUUUGUGGUCUGUCUGGUGGUCUACCUCACUUACGUCAAACACCAUUAUGAUGACUCAAAGCCACCAGUAUCCAACCAGUUGCCCAAGUACAGGAUGGAUCACCGUAAACAUCCGACCUCAGCUCAGGUGGCCAGUGAAAAUUUUCAGCAUGGAAUUAUGUUUGAUGCCGGAAGCACUGGAACCAGGAUUCACAUCUUCAAAUUUCAGAUGGAGCCAAAUGAAGCUCCCAAAUUAGCACAUGAGACAUUUAGAGCAAUUAAACCUGGACUAUCUGCAUAUGCUGACGACCCAGAAAAGAGUAAAGAAGGGCUAUUGGAACUGUUAAAGGUUGCUAAAGGCACCAUCCCUGAUGCGCUGUGGAGUUCAACCCCUGUGGUGCUUAAAGCCACAGCAGGGCUCAGACUGCUGCCUGGUGAGAAGGCCACCGUCCUGCUGGACAAGGUUAGGGAGGUUUUUAGCGAAUCUCUGUUUCUCUAUAGGCCAGACAGCGUGUCAAUCAUGGAUGGCACAGAUGAAGGGAUUUCAGCUUGGAUUACCAUAAACUUUUUAAUAGGUGGUCUUCAUGGUUCUGAGACUCCUACAGUGGGCAUGUUGGACUUAGGAGGAGGCUCAACUCAGAUCACCUUUGCUCUACGGGAUGAAAAAACCAUUCAGACCUCACCUAUUGAUUAUGUGACAUCGUUUCAGAUGUUCAACAUCAGCCACGCCCUCUACUCACACAGUUACCUUGGCCUGGGCUUGAUGUCAGCCAGACUUGCAGUGUUGGGAGGGAUUGAAGGACAGCCUUUAGGGGGAAACCAAGAGCUGGUUAGUCCAUGUUUAGCUCCAGACUAUUCUGGACAGUGGGUGCAUGCCGAGGUACUCUACACUAUUAAGGGGCAGAAAGCAGGAGAGCCCAUCUAUGAGUCAUGCUUGAGAAAAGUGGAAAAGAUGAUUUACAAACGGGUGAGAAAAGCAGAGGAUGUGAAAGACAUUGACUUCUAUGUGUUCUCCUAUUACUAUGACAGGGCUGUGGAUCUGGGCCUCAUUGAUGAAAGCACAGGGGGGUCAGUCAGAUUAAGUGAUUACAUUGAAGGUGCUAAAACAGUGUGCAAUAACAUGUCAGUCGGAGAGAUAAAGGAGAACCCGUUCCUGUGUCUGGAUCUGACCUACAUCUCGGUUCUUCUUCAGGAGCUCGGCUUCCCUCUUGACAAAGAUCUGAAGCUUGCAAGAAAAAUAAAUGAUGUGGAGACUAGCUGGGCUCUCGGUGCCACUUUCCAUUGCAUAGAGUCACUCCGUAAGCACGGAACGUGCUGAAAACACAGCCGUUUGUACUACUCCACAACCUAGUAAAGCUCUGACUAGGUUUUUAUGCUCUGGGAAAAUGCCAGCACUGAUUGUAUUUGCCUUGUUUGUUAUUGACUUUAUCUAGAAUGUGAGUUUUAUACAUACCUCUUUCUCUCUGAAUGUUAAGUGUUAAAUAUAUGUACUACUUGGAGUGCAGGUUUGGGUAUUCUCAGCUGUUUUUGACAGGUUGUUCAAAGCAUGCCUGUGUCUUAUUAGUCAGGGUUUUAUAUAUAUAUAUAUAUAUAUACACACACACACUUGAUUGCCUCUUCAAAGGAUUUCAUUUAUGUUGUUAUUCUUGUUUUAAUAUAUUCCUGCAUAUACUGAAAUUGUUGAAUUAUUUACUAAUUAAACAUUAUCAUCUGUUCAAAGAAGAAACAAGUCUGAAAACGGAAAAAGGACAAGAAACUACUUUGGUGUUUGGACUAGUAAGAGUAGACCAGUGCUGUUAUAAGUCAAUGUACUUCUUUUCUCAUAAAAUCAGUUUUAAACAGUCCCAUA